Molecule: messenger RNA, 1489 nt
Organism: Oryzias latipes (Japanese medaka)
Lineage: Eukaryota; Metazoa; Chordata; Actinopteri; Beloniformes; Adrianichthyidae
Gene: stoml1
Product: stomatin (EPB72)-like 1
Cellular component (GO): plasma membrane
Source: RefSeq, a predicted model, not a curated record
GAGCAUCUUUUAUAUGGACACCAUAAACUUCAAAGGCGAAGAAGAAGAGAUGACACAAAACACGGAAGUUCCGCUUGUGGAGCUGUAAAUAAACACACAUGUAACAACGGCGUGUUUAAAAUCAAUAGCGAUAUUUUCAAAUUGGUUUUUUUGUCAGUCAGCGGGUGAACGUGAUGUUUAGCAGGUCGUAUCAGCAGCUCCCCCAGAGAGACUCUAACCUUCAGAGGAGCUCUGGUUUGUCUACGGACUUCCGCUACAAAGGAAUUUCCUUUGACUAUAUUCCAAAUGUUACUGCCAACGACUUCACUGAUACCUCGCAGGGAUGGUUUUCCUGGAUUUGCAACUUGCUUGUCUCCUUCCUUGUUUAUACCUGCACCUUGAUAACAUUUCCUCUAUCUGGAUGGUUUGUUCUGAAGACCGUGCCCAACUAUCAGAGGAUAGUAGUGUUCCGCCUUGGUCGAAUUUGCCCUCCAAAGGGGCCCGGUAUUGUAUUUGUGCUGCCUCUUAUUGACCAGUGGCAGAGAGUGGACCUUCGCACUCGUGCCUUCAACAUCCCUCCCUGCCAGGUGAUCACUCGGGAUGGCGGCUUGCUUUUGGUGGGAGCAGACAUCCAGUUCCGGAUCUGGAAUCCCGUGAUGUCAGUUGUAUCAGUUCAGGAUCUAAACGCUUCCACCAGGAUGACUGCUCAGAAUGCGCUGACCCACAGUCUGGCCAAAAAGACAGCUCGGGAAAUCCAGAGUGAGAGAUUGAAACUUGAGGAGUAUCUCGGGAUAGACAUAAAUGAGAUGACUCGUCUUUGGGGUCUUGAGGUGGAUCGAGUAGAACUGACUUUCGGUUCUCUAGGAAAAGCCUUUGAAGACAUAGACGCUGCACCCCAUGUCCAUUCUUCUAUUCCUGGACUAGAGGGCCUCGCUGGCCCCAUUCAGCAGCUGGCCAUGCAGUUUCUGAGCCCCAGCUGUCCUUCACAGCCCACUCAAGACAGCUUAACAUUUACAGAUGAGCGUCACAGUGGCCCCGAAUCUGCGGUCACCACACCCACUUCAGUGGAGGAACUGCUCGGUGGCGUCCAAAGGUUGCUGUCUGAGUCUUUAGUCCGCCAUGUUGGAGCCAGUUUCCAGUUUGAGAUCAGUUCCAUGAAUGGGGAACAGCACAGAUACUAUCUGGAUCUCAGCCAAGGCACCGGCAAUGCUGGAUCUGGAUCUUUGCUUCUUGAACCUGAUGUCACGCUGAGCAUGAGCGAUUGCGACCUCCUGGCCAUGUUCCAGGGUGGGCUGCAACCACUUGCGGCUUACACCAGUGGCAGACUGAAAGUUCAGGGGGAGAUCAGUACAGCCAUGAAGCUGGAAGAAGUCAUAAAGCUCCUAAAGAAACAGCAAUCAUAAUCACGUAUAUUUUUCUAUUUAUUGAAAUCUUAACUUUAACUGUAAAUUAUGUUUUUACUGUAAAAUCAAAUUCAAUUUUGCUUCAAAUAAACUACCCUGUUUGCACC